Molecule: messenger RNA, 369 nt
Organism: Symbiodinium natans
Lineage: Eukaryota; Dinophyceae; Suessiales; Symbiodiniaceae
Source: the annotation of a GenBank genome assembly
AUGGGUUUGCCAUAUGUGGGAACUCUUCUCAGCAUCCCAUCUCCGUCUCGAAGAUUCAAGCGUGCAACAAACAACCUCACUUGGAUGAAGCAUGAGGCCACAAUGCAUGUGUGCCAGGCAGAAGUGCUCAAAAGCUUCAGUCCAAAAAAACUAACGGUGUGUUCUGAAGUGGUUCACUGUGGCGCUAGCUUUACCGCAGUUACUAAACAGACUCGUCUGCAGCUAAAGAUGUGCGGUUGUGCAGUGUCGGCUAGAGAUGUACUAAAAGAGUGCGAACUCUCCGAAGCACGCUAUCAGGAGGAUCUGCACCUGCACCAGCAUCGAGACUCAGCAGCAUGCCGUGCAGCUAUGCGGGUAGGGCUCUCAUGA